UUGAAGAUGUGCCUAGAACGUCACUUGUCAAUAGUUCUCAUAGUAUAACGGUUGAAGAAAAUGCAUGUGAUCUCAGAACGGACAAUGAUAGUAUUCUAGAGCAUAAGAAUAAGUUUAAUGAAAAUGAGUACGAUAGCAUACAAGAAAAUGAAGAAAAAGAUGAAUUUGAUUUUCAUUCAUCAAUUAUAAAGAUGACUGCAAAAUUCCAUUGUAAUAGUUCAAUAACAGGAGCAGCUGUGACAACCUUUUUAGAUGAAUUUGUGUUUCCAAUUAACAAUUUUUUUGAGCUGGGUGAACCAUUUAAAAAUUUUAAAAGUUACGAACAACAAGUACAAGCAUUAAUUGAAAAUACGACUUACAUAGAACCUAUAGAAAUACCUUUAGGUUAUCGUUUGGAUUCAAGAUUAAAUAAAAAGACAAACUGCUAUGAACCAAAACGCGUUGUCGAAUCUUUCCAAUAUGUUCCAGUUAUUACAGUUUUAGAAAUGGUAUUAUCAAAAAAAGCCCAAUCAAGAACUAAAACAGUUUAUGACCAACAGUUGAAUUUUUUAAAAGAAAAUGAUUACUCAAAUGCUUCAAAAACAGCCACAGGACUAAAAGGAGAUUGUUGUCUUAAUCAAUCAAAGUUUUUUCAUAUUACCAACAACAAAGUGUUUGACGUAAUGCAUGAUUUUUUAUGCGGUAUUUGUCCCAUGAUUAUAAAGUUAGUGAGCCAUGAAUAUAUUAUCAAACAAAAAAUUUUUAACAUUUCAUAUUUCAAUAGUCGUAUAUCAAUGUUUAACUAUGGUUACUUAGAGUACAAGAACAAGCCUUCAGCUAAUUUCACCGAUUCGAUGCUGAGUAAAAAAGAACAUGCCUUAAGCCAAAAGGCAAUGCAGAUGUGGUGUUUGACAAGAGCUUAUCCUUUUUUAGUAUCAGAGAAAGUAAACGAAGGAGAUAAAUAUAUGGACUUAAUUAGUAUGUUGCUCAGAAUAAUGGAAAUAAUUUUUGCUCCAAAAUUAUACAGAUCUGAGAUCACUUAUUUGAAUCGCCUUAUGCGUUUAUUUUUAGAGACACUGCAAUUAUUAUUUCCCGAUGUAAAUUUUAUUAACAAACUUCAUCAUGCUUCGCACUAUGCUGAAUGUAUAGAAAGUUCCGGACCUCCGAGCAAUUACAACUGUAUGAGAUUUGAAGGCAAACAUGGCUUAUUGAAAUUAAGAGCGCAAAAUAUACACAACUUUAAAAACCCCCCAAAAAGUCUCAUCAGACUAUCUCAAUGUAUUCAAGCUGCGAAAUGGGGGUCAGGUGAUGUCAAAAUUAAUAAAUAUCGUGAGACCCGUAGUAAAGUAAUCACCGUGUCUGAGACACAAAGUAAAAACGAUCUCUUAGAUAUGGGCUUACAAGAAAAUGACUACAUUUCUUCAGCAAAAAAAAUUACAGUUAAUGGAGUAGAAUUUUGUAAAGGUUUAUUUGUUGUAUUAGAAAAAUCAUCCUCACGAGAAGAUAAUUUACAUCUAUUUGGAAGAAUUGACGAAAUAGUCGUUAUAGAUGAUGAAAGAAUUUUUUUCCUCUGCAGUUUGUGUGUAACUUGUCAUUUUGAUAGUAGUCUAGUAGCUUGGGCAUUUGAGUUAGGUAAUGGGCUAUACAAAUUUAUCAAUGUACAUGAUAUUGCAUAUUUCAAACCAGUUUGCUAUUGGACGAAACCAAACGAUGACCUAUUGUAUAUCAGUCUUCGUCAUAUAAUUAUAUAA
Molecule: messenger RNA, 1730 nt
Organism: Copidosoma floridanum
Lineage: Eukaryota; Metazoa; Arthropoda; Insecta; Hymenoptera; Encyrtidae
Source: RefSeq, a predicted model, not a curated record